GCAGCCCGCGGGGGCGGCGUCACUGGGCUGCGCCCACCUAGCGAGCCCCUAGUCCUGCGGCUCUGGUCCUUGUCUGUGCUUUUUGUCGCGUCUCUCACUGCUCGUCGCCCCCGUUUCCAUGUCCCUGGUGGGUGCCGCACCCCAGAACAUCCCACGAACAUGGCCACCAACUCGAGGGAGUCCUCGUUCUCUUCCUGCGCUUCGAACUCUGACCUGGAUGACGAGGGAGUGCGCGGCACCUGCGAAGAUGCUUCUCUUUGCAAGAGGUUUGCGGUGAGCAUUGGCUACUGGCACGAUCCAUACAUCGAGCAUCUUGUGAGGCAGCCUAAAGAGAGGAAGGCCCCUGAAAUUAACAGAGGAUAUUUUGCUCGAGUUCAUGGUGUCAGCCAGCUUAUUAAAGCUUUUCUCCGGAAGACAGAAUGUCGUUGUCAAAUUCUCAACCUUGGGGCUGGGAUGGACACCACCUUCUGGAAGUUAAAGGAUGAAGGUCUUCUCCCAAAUAAAUAUUUUGAAGUCGACUUUCCAAUGAUAGUCACGAGAAAGCUGCACACCAUCAAAAACAAGCCGCUUCUGUUCAGACCCAUCGUGGAGUUACACCCAGAGGACACUCUGCAAUUAGAUGGGCACAUGCUGGAUUCAAAGAGAUAUGCCAUCAUUGGAGCAGAUCUACGAGACCUUUCUGAGCUGGAAGAGAAGCUAAAGAAAUGUAACAUGAAUACACAAUUGCCAACACUCCUGAUAACUGAAUGUGUGCUGGUUUACAUGACUCCAGAGCAGUCAGCCAACCUCCUAAAGUGGGCAGCCAGCAGUUUUGAGACGGCCAUGUUCAUAAACUACGAGCAGGUGAACAUGGAUGACCGGUUUGGGCAGAUCAUGAUUGAAAACCUCCGGAGGCGACAGUGUGACCUGGCGGGAGUGGAAACCUGCAAGUCACUAGAGUCCCAGAAGGAACGGCUGCUAUUGAACGGGUGGGAGACAGCGUCCGCAGUGGACAUGAUGGAGCUGUACAGUGGGCUUCCACGGGCAGAGGUGAAGAGAAUAGAAUCCCUCGAGUUCCUGGAUGAGCUGGAGCUUCUGGAGCAGCUUAUGCGGCAUUACUGCCUCUGCUGGGCCACCCGUGGAGGCCAGGAACUCGAACUUUAAAAAUGGUAUAGGUAGGAGGUGUGGUGUCUGCAAUCCCAGCACUCAAGAGCUGAGGCCAGAGGAUCACAAGUGCAGGCCAGCGCGAGCUACCUGGGGAAACUGUCUCAAAGCAAAGCAACAAAGGAGGAGCUGCGAGGAGCCGGAGUCUGAAUCACUAAACCUUCAACGUUAAUGCAAUCUUGUAAUUAUAACUAAAACACUAAAUAUCAUUUUGCUGUGUUUUCCUAACUCUCGCUCUGUGGUGUGUAGGGUAGGUAAGAGGGCGCUAACACCACACACUACUGUGCAUGGCAUCCGUUUAGAUUAACCUUCAGUAGAAUUUAAAAUACCUAUUUUGUACCAUUCAAAGAUGCUGACUGUUGACAGACCACCAUGUUCAGACACCUCUCUGUGCAAGCAGUCCCAUAUUGAAUCUGCAUUCAGUUUGCCUAAAUGGAAUCAUAUGGCGCCUUCUGUUUUAUGAAUUGGCUUCAUUGUUAUUUUGUUGCUUUCCUUCCUUUUGCCUUUCUCUCCCUGCCCCUCAGGACAGGCUCUUAAGUAGCUCACGCUAGCUCUGAAGUUAUGAUGUAGCUCCAGCAGGUUCUCCUGCCUCUGCCUCUC
Molecule: messenger RNA, 1743 nt
Organism: Chionomys nivalis (European snow vole)
Lineage: Eukaryota; Metazoa; Chordata; Mammalia; Rodentia; Cricetidae
Gene: Lcmt1
Product: leucine carboxyl methyltransferase 1
Exons: 11
Coding region: 160-1143 (327 amino acids)
Biological process (GO): C-terminal protein methylation
Cellular component (GO): cytosol
Molecular function (GO): protein C-terminal leucine carboxyl O-methyltransferase activity
Source: RefSeq, a predicted model, not a curated record